AGCGACGCCUCUUCAGAAACAGUGCGCCCUCCCUCUGGAGUGGCCUCCCCUAUUUCCCCUCAGUGGUUCGCUCCGUUGCUUAGCAACCGCCCCAAACGGACGCCUGUAAACGGCUGCGGGGAGUUGAAUGAAGAGAAAACCGAGAUGGAUGAUAUGGAGUCGCCUGCUAUUUUGGAAGAGAACCUCACCCCAGAGCAGUGUUCCGAGGGAGAGAGCAACGAAGAAGAAGCAAGCGGCCCUGAAGAAUUUCUGCACGAAACGGAAAGCUGGAAAGGACUCGGAUUGGAAGAAGACUACAAGGAUCUGGCCCACACAAGCAGCAGAGAUGCUACAGAAGGAGUGGAAGAAGAAGUUGAGUCUGUUUGGGAAAGCUUAGAAGAGCCCAAGCAUCGGAGCAGCAAAAAGAACAUGAGCUAUCCAAACAGAGUUCGCAUCCUCAAUUUGCGGAGGAACCUCAGUCAGCUUGACCAUCUCGCCAAAGAAAAGGAGAUGGCCAUUCAAAAAACAAGGGAGGAACUGGAUGCCUGCCAAGACCGGAUUGAGACUCUGGCAAGUCAACAAAGGAACGUGGAGAGAGAAAUUGACUACGAGAAGAAGUCCAGCAAUACGGCCGCGGUGUUCCGACUGCAGGUGAUGCAUCAGCGCUUGUGUGCCGAACUGGGAAAUGAAAAGGAGCUAGAGUCAAAAAUUGCCGCGAUGCUGAACGGAAAUGUGGAAAGCUUAGAAGAGCCCAAGCAUCAGAGCAGCAAAAAGAACAUGAGCUAUGCAGACAGAGUUCGCAUCCUCAAUUUGCGGAGGAACCUCAAUCAGCUUGACCAUCUCGCCAACGAAAAGGAGAUGGCCAUUGAAAAAACAAGGGAGGAACUGGAUGCCUGCCAAGACCGGAUUGAGACGCUGGCAAAUCAACAAAGGAACGUGGAGAGAGAAAUUGACUACGAGAAGAAGUCCGGCAAUACGGCCGCGGUGUUCCGACUGCAGGCGAUGCAUCAGCGCUUGUGUGCCGAACUGGGAAAUGAAAAGGAGCUAGAGUCAAAAAUUGCCGCGAUGCUGAAUGGAAAUGUGCUCGAGAUGUGGAAGGUCGAGAUUGAGCAAGGAAACUUUUCGGAGCUCCGCAAGCAGAUCAAAUGGGACGAAGAGGAGCUCGAUAGGCAGCACCAGGGCCAAGCGGAAGAACGACUGCGGAAGCAGAAGAACAAGGCUCGGGUCCUGAAGCAUAGGUGGCAAGCCACAGAGAGAAAAAUAGAGGAAGCGAAGGAGUUCAAUGAGCGAUGGUUUUCCAGAGCUUUGGAAGAUGCGCAGAAGAAUCACCAGAAGGCAGCCGAGUUUCUGAAGGAGAGUCUCGGAAGGAUCCACGAGAGGGAAGAAAGGGAAGAACAAAAAUAUCGAGAGUAUAUGCACAAGAGGAUGGACACGGUGCUCUCUCUGAAACAAAACAUUGCUUCCAACCGGGAACAUCUCCGAAUCACCCAGGCCCUGGACAAAGUCACCGCUCUUGAAGCUCAAGCCCAAGACGACAAGGUGAAGGCGGCCAUCCAGGCUCAGGGACACAACGUCACCCGGGAGAUUUUCCUCCAUAAACGAGACAUUGAGCUGGAGCAUCGGAAGAAAGAAUUUAUGGAGCAGCAGAAAGCCAAGAAGAUUGAGAUCGUUGCUCGGAUCUUGAAAGAGGAAGCUCAGCAGGAGAAAGUGAGAAAACAAUCCCACCCAGGGAUCCUGAAGAGCAAGGAGAAGCUUUCUGAUGCCGUGAAAUGGCGCUUGAAAACAUGGCGGUACAUCAAAGAAACAUGUUAUGACUCAAUGGCAACUACUCGGCUGCAGAAAUCUUGGCAUCCUGUUUGGUCUAUCGAUUCCUUCGAUGAUGCGAGUUACAUUUUGGGAGCGUCCAAGGAAAUGGUCCCAGUAAGGAAAGUCGAAGAAGAAGACCGGAACGAGACUCUCGCCGAGCCGGAGUUUUCGGGAAUUUGGGAUCAAGAGUGCGACAUAUUCAAGGUCACAGACGACAGCGACUCCAAACCUCUUAGUGCAUCUGAGCUGGAAAAGGAGAUUUUUCCUCGGGAUGUGGAGAAACUGCAUAGCGGGAUCAUUCGUAAACACAGGGUUUGUGGCCGUGAAUUCAAGGGAUGCCCUUUCUAUAGCAAGCCCAGCCUCAUUCAUUUCAAGGACUUUGACAUUGGGAAGACUUACAAAAAGAAGAUGGUUUUGAUCAACGCUUUUUAUGGCAUUAACUUCUGCAAGCUGAUUGGCGUCAAUGAACACCUGAAGGAUUUUUUCACUGUUCACCUUGAUCCGCCGGGCCCAAUGUCUGCUGGAAUGUCGUGUGAAGUUGGGGUGACCUUUAAACCACUGAUCAAUGAAGAUCUCGAAGGAGAAAUGACAUUCUUGUCUCAGAUUGGUUCCUUUUCGGUCCCACUAAAGUGUUCAACCAAGAAGUGCGUGCUCGCGCUAGAUAAAGAGCUCAUUGACUUUGGCGCUCUCGUGGUGGGAGAGACAAUUUCACGCACCGUCACCUUGACAAACUCCGGCGCCCUGGGAACACGCUUCCGGCUCCGCAAAUCGGCAGGCCCCGACGCCCCGAACAAUGUGGUCGCUCCGUCUUCCUCGGAGAAAAUGGUCUUUGACCUUAUCAUUGAAAGAACCAGCAGUGAUAAAGGCAGCAACUAUAGCCUGGGGGGCACCAUUGUGGACAAAGAAUCAGCCUCUCUUUCCCAUUCCGAAGAGAUUAUCCAGCAGACCGUCGCUCCCUCCGAGAAGCUGAUCCCGUUGUAUAGCAACGAACAAAUUCACGAAAUGGUGUCUGAUGUAAGUAUAGUGGAAGAAAAGUCGCCAAGUUCACUGGACACGAUCCCCCUGGAAUACACAAGGGAAGACACAACGGAAAUUACAUUGGGCAAGGUUACAGAAGGUGAUAUUGGACCUUUUAGCUCUAUCAAAAUUCCAAUUAUUUUCACCCCGGCAGUUCCUGGGAGGGUGCAGACUGAUUUUGAGAUCACCUUUUACAAUCCAGACUGCAAACCGUUACACUUCAGUGCCGUUGGUGUUUCUGUGGCCGUGCCAGUGUGGGUCCGCAAUCCAGACAUCGAUCUCAAAAUCUGCAUCUAUGACAGACUUUAUCAGGACUGCAUCGUCAUUCAAAGCAGAGCCACGAGUGCCCUGCGCCUGAAGUUUGAUGUUUGCAAGGAAUUGGCCAACCACAUGGAGCUGCUUCCAAAAACAGGCUACAUUCAGGCACAGUCAUCGUUCAGUGUACAGCUGAAGUUUCUGCCAAGGCAGUCUCUUCCAGAAGACGCCGGCAAAUACUUUGACGAAAAAACAAGAGUCCUGGAAUUCCCUGUGACCAUAACAGUUUCAGAACAGAGUAAGCCAGUUCAGUUUACUGUUCACGCAAUUGUCACUACCUCCGAUUUGGAAAUCAACCCAGCCGAGGUCGAUUUUGGAUACUGCUCUAUCUUCGAAGCUGUGCAGACAACCGUUACGCUAACCAAUAAAUCCAUCCUUCCCCAGGAGUUUGGCUUUGUGGGCCUCCAGGAGUUUGUCGAAGUCCAGCCCAACGAUGGAUUUGGCGUCCUCCUUCCCCUUGAAAGCUUGAGCCUGGACGUCAUCUUCAAACCCAAGAAGGCAAAAGAAUACUCUUUCCAUCUGACUUGCAAAACUGAGAUCAACAGACAAUUCAAGCUGUCUUGCAAAGCGAUUGGAGUCCACCCUCCUCUGGAGCUUUCUCAUUCUUUCGUCCAGUUCCCCGCCACCGCUCUGAACGACGUGUCAUCCGCAACGCUUUUCAUUAUCAAUUCCCACGUGCGGCUCAGCCGGUUCAACCACAACGGUCCCAGAAUCGGGGCGGGAGAAAUGGCUCCGGUGGGGCCGACCUCCUUCCAGUUCCUUGUGCCCGAAGACUCCCACAUCACCAUCAUGCCUUGUGUCGGCACCGUUCUGCCCGGGAAGAAGUGCUUGCUUGACGUUUCGUUCCAUCCCGUCCUGUGUGACCAGAUCAUCAGGCAGGAAGCCGUUCACUUGAUGUGCCAGGCGGCUGAAGCCAAAGCGCAGGCGGAGAAGAAAGCCCGGGAACUAGAACUGCAGAGAAAGAAAGAGGAGGCUCUGGCAAGCAAGAAGGACGUGAAGAAGUUGGCCAGCAUAUCCUUUCUCGGUCAGCCUUCAAAGGAGUAUGCCACCAAGGACAAGUAUCCCUCCAAGCCCUUUGAACCGCCAAACCCAGAAGACAUAUCUUCAAAUUCAGAAGAGUAUAUCGCGGCUCAUUUAUCCCUGGUUCGGAGCUUUGCUGAGCGGUUUGACAGAUACAUCAUUCCCUGCCUGGUUGCCUAUGGAGUUAUUGACGAGAAGAGAGGAGCUGAAAUUCUGCACUUUAGCCCUUACAACACCUUGUAUUUAGAACUGCACUGCCCUUCGAUGGCACCCGUUGUCGUGGUCACUUCAAACAACGGAAGAACUUUCUUCAAUUUUGGGGACGUCGCCGUAGGGCACAGGAUUAAGGAAAAAGUCAAGAUACAGAACAUAUCCCAAGAACAAUUAGUUCUCCACUAUUCCCUCCUGGAUCCUUUCGGGCCAUUCCUGUUGGCCAACCCCAUCUGCAUGCUGGAGGAAGGAGAAUCCCGGGACCUCGUGAUCACGUUCUGCCCUGAGGAGAAUAAGUCCUUCUUUGAAACUCUGGCGCUCCGGAGCGAGAAGGCCACCCUGACUCUCACCUUGACCGGCCGAGGCGUGAUCACCUCCAUUGCGUGUUCGGCCGAGGAUGUGUUUGACAUGGGAUACGUUGUGAGCAAGGAAACCGCCACGGCCACCUUCAACAUAGAGAACACGUCAACUCUUCCCCUGAAAUACACUAUCGUCCUGGAAUCUCUCUCCCCAAACAGAGACGAGGAUCUUCAGGAGCUUCCCCCUUUCCUCAUAUCUCAGGGCAAAACAAACCUAGUUGGUACCCAAAACUACAGCGGCUUGAGCGUGUUCACCGUCUCUCCCGUGGAAGGUAUCAUUGGCCUUGGAAAGUUCCAGGAGUUUACUGUCACCUUCAGCCCUGAUCACGAGAGCCUGUACUACUCCGACCGUGUCCAAGUCUUACUAUUUGACAAGGAAGUUGUCCGUGUGAUCCAGCUGAAAGGCGCAGCCAGGAACCAUAUGAUGUAUGUGGAAGGAGGCGAACCAUUGGAUGUGCCAAUAGAGUCACUGGCUGUGACGACAUCUGUCGCUGAAGAAACUGCCAAAGCAGAAAGUGACAAAGCCACCAAUUCCAUCCUGGUCAGCCUGGAGUCUGUCCAGUCGGAGACCUUUGUCAUCCCGGCCGUGAGGGAGCUGAAAGUGGGAGUCAUACGGACCACCCAGUUUACGUCCAAGAAGAAUGUCGAAUUCAGUUGGGAAAGCCUGCAAAUUCUCCAGCAGAAAGGAUUCACCGUGGACCCGGUGAAAGGAACCGUGGAGCGCGGACAGACCAAAGCCAUCAGCGUUUCGUGGGUGCCCCCUGCCGGCUCCGACCCCAACCAGCCUGUGACGGGAUCUGCCAUAUUGACUCUGAAAGGAGACAUUAAGGAGAUUUACAACGUCUACUUCAUGGGCCGGAUUGUGACCAGAGAGCUCCCACCCAAUUGAGGCACAUGGAAGAAACAUGGAUUUCCACAAAUCUCUCUGAACAUCUAGAAAUGGCGAAGAAUUUUGGACCAACCUCAGGUUUCAAGGCCGAUCGCAUCUGAGAAUCUUUAAAUCUUUUCUAUACAUGUGAUAUAUUUUAUAUUGCCAAUUUAAAAUACAAUAAAGCUUUUUCUCUGCA
Anolis carolinensis (green anole) is the source of this 5773-nucleotide messenger RNA. It is a transcript of the gene cfap74, whose product is annotated as cilia and flagella associated protein 74. The record is from RefSeq and is a predicted model, not a curated record. Lineage: Eukaryota; Metazoa; Chordata; Lepidosauria; Squamata; Anolidae. The transcript is spliced from 42 exons. Bases 145 to 5595 code for a protein of 1816 amino acids.